AUGGCGAAAGUCCCUCCUAAUAGACCUGUUAUAUAUGAUGGGAAAAGAAGAGAUAGAACCACCUUAUUAGAAGCUUACAACGAAGGUUCGGACGUUAAUCUUAUCUGUGAAGCCAAUGGAGGGCGCCCCAGGCCGAACGUGACGUGGUAUUCCGAAAAUACUUUAAUAGAUGAUUCUUUCGAAUUUAGGCCCGAUGGGGUAGUAGUCAAUCAUUUAAAUUUUCCCAAUGUUGGCCGCCAACACUUGAACACAAGACUGAUUUGCCAGGCGUCCAACACCAUUCUCACGUCUCCCACAACAAACGUAGUUAUAUUAAAUAUUAAUCUUAAGCCACAGACUGUUCAUAUUUUAACCAAAGAAAAACAAGUUUCGGCGGAUAAAAGAUACGAAAUUGAAUGUAGAACAUCGGGAUCACGCCCGGAAGCUGUGAUUACGUGGUGGAAAGGCAGUAGGCCUAUCAAACGGUUAGCUAAAAAUUUUUCAGAAAUGAACAAUCAGAGUUUAAGUAUUUUGACUUUUGUACCUGUGAUCGAUGACGACGGCAAAUACUUGACCUGUCGUGCAGAAAACCCGUCCAUCUCUGACAGUGCCCUCGAGGACAAGUGGAGACUUAACGUCCACUAUAUGCCUGUCGUAAUGCUCAAAAUGGGAUCAAGUCUGAAUCCAGAAGAUAUUAAAGAAGGCGACGAUGUUUACUUUGAAUGUAACAUUCGCUCGAAUCCUAAAGCCUACAAACUUUCCUGGUUUCACAACGGCGCGGAGAUUCAUCACAACGUUUCGGCGGGGGUGAUAUUAAGCGAUCAAAGUUUGGUUCUUCAAAGUGUAACUCGAGCGACGGCGGGGGAGUUCACGUGUAUGGCUGCAAAUGCGGAAGGAAGAGGAACAAGUAAUCCCGUAACUCUUAUUGUAAGAUGUUCUCGCGCGUAG
Molecule: messenger RNA, 927 nt
Organism: Photinus pyralis (common eastern firefly)
Lineage: Eukaryota; Metazoa; Arthropoda; Insecta; Coleoptera; Lampyridae
Product: cell adhesion molecule 3-like
Exons: 8
Coding region: 1-927 (308 amino acids)
Source: RefSeq, a predicted model, not a curated record